Messenger RNA from Trichomonas vaginalis G3, 835 nucleotides. RefSeq names its product organellar and viral DNA polymerase type B. Lineage: Eukaryota; Parabasalia; Trichomonadida; Trichomonadidae. Gene Ontology annotation, molecular function: DNA-directed DNA polymerase activity; nucleotide binding; DNA binding. The transcript has a single exon. The annotation marks the transcript as partial. Gene Ontology annotation, biological process: DNA replication. The record is from RefSeq and is a predicted model, not a curated record.
AUGACAGAAGUGAAAGGAACUCCCAUCAUUAAAGGUUCACGAACAAUGCAAAUAACUGGCUUAUAUAAAGGAAGGGCAAUUAUUAUAAAAGACUCUUACAGUGUUAUAAAUAAGAAGCUUAAACUAUUUCCUGCUAUGUUUAACUUACAAACAGGACCGAAAGAAGUAUUUCCAUACAACUACUACAGCAGUACUUUGUUAGCAAAUGACAACAGAACUGGUGUCAUUUCUGAAGCAUGUAAGUUUAUCCGGGAUGCAGAUACAUUCAUGAAAAACAUAGAUUCCAUCAAAGGUUGCAGAAUAGAUGAGAACCACUUCGACUUAGAAAAGUAUAGCACAUUUUAUUGCAAACAAGAUGUAAGAAUUUUAAGAGAAGGUUUUGUUAAGUUCCGCAAUGACAUAUUGAAAGAAUUUGAUUUAAACGUUUAUGACUACGUUAGUAUUUGUUCAAUUGCUAACAAAUUAUUUGAGAACAGAGUGUACUUCCCGAAUGGAAAUUUAUAUGACCUCUCAAAUAAACCAAGAGAAUUUAUUUCACGCUGUAUUCAAGGUGGAAGAUGUAUGCUGUCAGAUAACAUUAAACAAAAGAGCGAAAAGAAACUCAUUGCUGAUUUCGACGCUGUUUCAUUAUAUCCAUCAGCUAUAGCAAGACUUUAUACUUUAGAAGGUAUACCGAAAGUAUUGAAGGAAGAAAUGUUAAGCACAGAGUAUCUCAUGAGACAUUUAUUCAAUGACGACCAAAAGGAACCCAUUGGUGAAAAGUUUAUGUCUGGCUUCUUUGUUCUCAUUAAGAUAACAGAGAUUGGAAUACAUAGACACUUUCCUUUAAUAGUUU